Messenger RNA from Trypanosoma conorhini, 1173 nucleotides. RefSeq lists its product as uncharacterized. Bases 1 to 1173 code for a protein of 390 amino acids. Gene Ontology annotation, molecular function: tRNA binding; kinase activity. NCBI's taxonomy places the organism in Eukaryota, Euglenozoa, Kinetoplastea, Trypanosomatida, Trypanosomatidae. The record is from RefSeq and is a predicted model, not a curated record. The transcript has a single exon.
AUGAAGGUUUGCCUCGUUCUCCUUUCUGGGCUCCCAGGGGCGGGAAAAUCGACGCUGGGCCUGGCGUUAAAGCAACUUGCAGGGGCGGGUAAGCCCGCGGGGGAGGGCGCAGAUGCUCAAUCCUGUGGAGUGAUUGAGGAGGUGCUUGAACUGGACACAUUCAUGUCUUCCAAUGACGAGGAGAAUGCGAUGCAAGGUGGUGGGGCGGCCUUCACCCCAGAAACGUGGAAAAGGGCCUGCAACGAGGUGCGUGAGGCGGCGUCACAGCGGCUGCGCCAAUGCCUGCAAACCGCUGAGGAGGAGGACAGGACGAGGAAUGGGUCAAAAACGGGAACACCCACGACACGAUUUGUGUUUUUGGUGGACACCUUAUCAUAUCGAAGCAUGAGGGCGUCCUACUGGAAGCUUUGCAGAGACUUGGACAAGGAGCUGCUCCGACAUUAUUGGGGGCGCAAUAAGGCAAAGAGCGAAGGCGGCUUCCGUCUCCCUGACGACAUUGUUUUUGUAAACAUGGUGGAGGUGAGACUGAAUACGCCACUUGAGGUUUGUCUCGGGCGCAAUGAACACCGCAUCGAGACACCACAAUAUGUUCCUCCUCAUGUCAUUGCAAGUAUGAGUGAGUCUUUUGAUGUUGGCCUUGACGUUUCUGCCAAGCCUCGAGUGGACGAUAAUUGCUGGGUGACGCUGCCUCGGCAGUCCACUGCCCCGUGGCCAGUGAUACGGCUUGAGGAUGUGAACGCAAGCUGUGGUUUACCUCCAGCAGCGCUUGCCCAAAGGCUUUUGGAACGACUCCUUUCACAGGACGUAAUGGAAGAGUUGGAGGAGCAAGGCAAAGCCCUCUUUGAAAGUGAGACGAAGAGACGAGAAAAAGAGAGGGACAAGCAGAGCCAGCAACAACUGUGUGAUUCAGUGAAGGCCUCCCGUAGUGGUUGGCUUCACCAGGCGGAUCUGCGUCUUCGUGCGGCUGUGCAGCGUCACAUGGAGGAAUUAAAAAAGACUGGUAACCUGCAGCCAGGCAUUGGCGCUCUCGUAAGCAAAUGCAGAGAGGAGCAAUAUGCACAACUAAAGGCGAUGCUUGCGUGUCGAAAAGAGGACGAGACAUUUGAUGUGUGCAAGGAGCUGCUGCUGCACGAACUGAUGCUCGAGUUUCAACGGAGACUCCUCGCGUUGUGA